AUGCAGUGUCUGCAACAGCGUUUUCGAGAAGGCGGUUUUGAUGUAACUUUAUUCAGGAUGAACGACAACAAUUCAGAAGAACCGUCUGUAGUUAACAGCAAUUUGUGCCUUAUUUGCCAGACAAAGAGAGGUAAAGAUGAUCAAAAACAUCUUUCGAAGUUGUCCAGUCAGGGUGCAACCAAGCUGGUAGAAUGUGUCGAACAACGCAAAACAGCCCACGAUUGUCAAUUCAGUGGUGCUAUACUCAGGAUUUUACAAAAUAUACGGGGUCCCGCAUGUGAAAAUAACUUCGUGACUCAUAACAAUUGUUAUGCAACAUUUACUGCAAGAAGAAAUAUCGAAACGCUCCAACAGAAAAACGACUCAAAUAUGGACAAGGCGGCCAAAACAGAUGCUAUGCCUCAGAAAGUAACAAGAUCUAAAUCCUUGAAAUUUGAUAAACUCAAAUGUAUAGUGUGCCAGCAAGACUCUAAAGAGCAUCUACGCUUAGUGAUGUCAACAAAUAUGCACAUGAAGCUAACAGAGCUCUCCAAAUAUGACUACAAGCUGAAUAUUAAAGUGAAUGCAGUUGGUGAUUUGAUUGCCGCAGAUGCCAUGUAUCAUAGCACGUGUCUUGUCAGGCUUGGCAGAGUGAAAGAUGCGAUGGAUGCGGCGACAAAAAAUGAGGACCGGAGAAACAUGCUACCAUUUUGGCAACUUUGUAAGGAACUUCGAGUUGCUGCUUCUCUCGAAAAGAUAUUGAAAUUGGACGAUGUAUGGCAGAGGUACGUCAAUCUAGCAAAGAGCUUAGACGUUGACAUCCCAGUUUCAUUUGAGUCUCGGCGAAGUUCUUUUAAAACUAAGCUGGAAGAGGAAUUGGGAGGAAUUUACCAGUUUUUCCAACCUUUAAACAGAGACGUACACGAGAGACAAAUGUUGCUCAUUCCCGUACCAGUAGGUAAAAAGGCAGCUACUGAAAACUCCUCGAACGUGGAUGAUGACUUUGAUUUACCUUCGCACGAGCCUGAUGAUUUUUUCCGUACUAUCGUACACUGUGCUCUGAAAGUAAGAGGAGAUUUGAUGGCCUUGCCGGGUCAUUGUAGUUUCGAGAUUUCCCAAGGUGCUGUAGUAAAAAUAAUUCCUGAUUCCUUGCACCUGUUUUUGGGUGUCCUCAUACAAGGUGAAGAGGUUUUAGAUUCGAUAGGUGAUGUGGCAGACGCCGAGGACAGGGACGAAGCCGGAAUCACUGAAGCAGAAAGAAGUGGCUACCGCAAUGUCCUACAAGCCGACACAAGUUUGGCAACUGUCACACUGCAGAAGUUUGACAAAGAAACUGGAGCAGUGACUCCACCAAAUUUUAAACAUAUGUCAGAAUUCGGGGAUAAUACUGUUCCGGUCCUCCAUGAUACGGCAGACAAUAUUAACCUUAUGCUUGACAGUCUUGAUGGGAAGAAAGUUUUUAAUGCGACGCAAAUGGUUGCUUUUCAACGAGAGGCUGAGCAAACUACUGAGGUUCUCAGCACUAUGACAUUAUCGAAGUCCACAACCUUACAAGUACCACCUGAAUUGAACGAGUUGUGUAGUGUUGGAACGUUCGCCAGACCAGAGCCACACUUUUUGCAUCCUGUGGAAGUUGCAUCAUUCACUACUAAUGAUCCUUUGGACUUCACUAAAAUGAACCAGCAACUCUAUUGCAAGUUGUUAGAAUUGCGAUGGAGUUCACCGGAAUUCAAAGAACGGAUCAUACUGAGAAUGGGUGGCCUCCAUAUAGCCAUGAACUUUCUCCACACAAUAGGGCAGCAUAUGGCUGGUAGUGGCCUUUCAGAAAUUUGGUUGGAAAGCGGAAUUCUCGCUGAGGGGUCAGCUACAAAAGUGCUAGAAGGUAAGGCCUAUGCAAAGGCUAUGCGAGCACACAAACUGACUUUGCAGGCGUUGUGGCGAAUACUUUAUCCACAAAUUCUUGCUUACCUCGAGGACCACCACUUUGAAGAUGAAGAAGAGUUGAGACUUAUUUUUGAUAACCCAGAAUAUCUUCGAGAUUACCUGCAGUCUUCCGAAGUUCUUUCCCACAUAACCGACUUCUUAAAGCAGCGUUGCGAAGAAGACAAGAAUUUUGCACUUUGGUGGAGUUAUAUGGACAUGGUCUUCAUCCUUCUUAUGUUGACUCGGGGAAUACGAGACGGCGAUUGGGACUGUUACCGUCAUGCUAUUCCAGAAAUAAUUCCGUACACAGCUCUGUACGACCACGGGAAUUAUCUGAAGUCAAUGACUGCAUACAACAUUGAAAUGCACCAAUUACCCCCCGAGGUAGAGUCGCAGUUUCGUUCAGGUGAAUUCGGAGUUGCUAUGUCCAGUCAGAAGUUCUCACAAGUUGAUCCCGACCACGCUCAGGAAUGGCUUGUUGGCACUUGCAAAGAUUUUUCUGGCGGUAUUGUAGGGAUAACUGAAGAUGUGCGAACUUUGCAGUGUUGGGCUUUGUCUCUGCAUUGGCGAAGUGAGAUUGCUGCAAACACCUACGCCUCAUAUGGCAUACAGAAAAAGGACACUUUUAAGGAAGAAGGAAAUUCCCGUCGCACGAGAGAUAUCUCUGAUGAAGAUGCUUUACUACGUACAAUGGAAACAAUGGAGCUGCUGUCUCCUGAAGUAUCCGAAGUUGUAUGUAACAUCGCUACGAAAGAUAGAGGCACAAGUAAAAUAUCAGAAGCUCUUCUCUGUGCCAAGAAACGUGGAAAUGAACUCGUUCAUGCGUUUGUUUCACAACGACUCAUAAAGGACCCUGAAACUGGAAAGCCAAAAUUAAGUUACUAUGCAACCGUGCCAAAAAAUAAGUCACCAACUUUACAAUACCUUCACAAAGAAAAAUCGGCCGCGGGUUCCACAGAAUUGAAGAAGGAUGGCCGAGACUUUCUCCACACUCUUGUAGUAGCUUAUGAUGCAGGUAGAAAAGUAGACUUGAAUUCUAUUCUGAGACAUGAGCUUUGCAAUGUUCCUAUAUCGUUGGCUCUUAUGAAUGGCGACUUAAGACCAGCUGAAAAGGCCUCCAUUGUAAAGGAAAUAACUAAAAAUAUAGACUGCCCGAGUUCAAUAGCAAUCAACAAAAAUUCUGCUUGUCUUAUAAUAGAUGGGAUGGCAUUCGUUCAAGCACUGGUGAGAACACUCACAGGGAAAUACUUCAGUGAUAUUGCAUGUGCUUUCAACAAGAGAAUUGAAGCCUACAGUUCCCAGUAUGAUGAAGUUCAUGUGGUAUUUGAUCGAUACCGCUAUCUUUCUGUGAAGGCAGAUACAAGAAAACACAGAGGAAAGGGUUUUGCUCCUGUACGAAGAGUAAUCAAGAACGAGGGAGUUCCCUUACCUAAGAAUUGGAGCAGCUUCCUCGCCCUGUCAGAAAACAAGGCUGACCUCGCGCGCUUCCUGAGCGAAGAAGCCAUGAAGUAUGACUUUGGCAGCAUGGAAUCUGCUCUUGGAGUUGAAGUUUAA
Phaedon cochleariae (mustard beetle) is the source of this 3456-nucleotide messenger RNA. NCBI's taxonomy places the organism in Eukaryota, Metazoa, Arthropoda, Insecta, Coleoptera, Chrysomelidae. The record is from the annotation of a GenBank genome assembly.